This is a messenger RNA of Pyricularia oryzae 70-15, 2276 nucleotides long. RefSeq lists its product as uncharacterized. The coding region runs from base 759 to 2021 and encodes 420 amino acids. Gene Ontology annotation, cellular component: actin cortical patch. The transcript has 2 exons. The record is from RefSeq and is a predicted model, not a curated record. Gene Ontology annotation, molecular function: phosphatidate phosphatase activity. NCBI's taxonomy places the organism in Eukaryota, Fungi, Ascomycota, Sordariomycetes, Magnaporthales, Pyriculariaceae.
GGCUAGCUGAGAGCUCGACUACCGACCAGACAACCAGAAACAUUUGCGCCGUUGUUCUGUCAACUGAAGUUGGUCUGGUUAAUCGUCUUUGAGAAAUCAGGCGUCCGGCUGCUGCCAGUGAUCGCAUGCAGCAAUUGACCUUCUGCCCAACCGAGGAUCGACAUGCAGCUCCGGCGUGGACUAUUGGCUUGUUCAUCAUGACGCCUCCCAAGACCAGUGCAAUAUGAAGUGGAGAAGAUGUUUCGCUGCCCUUCGGGCUCUGGCAUCAUCCUGAUUCCUGAGAGUAUUUUUCUUCUGGAUUGCUCAUGGCAAUUAGAGUCGAGCCUAAACCCUGCCAGGUCCAACAGUCACUGCAGGUUCGACUUGCCAUAUUUGCGGGGUGUGCAGGCCAAGACAGCCCUAUGUAGUAUCAAUGCAAAGUCGGCUGUACUGCUGCCUACCCCAUAGUAACAUCAAAAGCCCAGGGCCUCCAACUUGUCGCCACUCUGAACGCAUACAUACCUCUUUACUUACCCAUCCAAAAGUUGUCUUUUCUCAAAGCGCAAACCACCAGAUCUCAAAGCUUUAUUCAUUCGCCGCCCUACCCGACAGCUGACUUUGUUGUCAAGCGACUCGCACCCUAUCCAAGACAUUGUUGCAAUUGGUCUUUAACAGCUGCUACCCCUUGACUACUGGCCUCACCUGACAGCCAAAUCCCAACAACACUAGAUUUUCGGUUAUAGACUCCAUUUCCCGUUUGCCUAGGUAACAACAGCAGCAUGGCGGACCACACCAGUUCUCAUCACAAUUCAGGGUCUGUUCCCCGACAAAGAGCAUACUGCGACGAGAUGCAGCGCAAAACUCGCGAGCAAUGCGGCUUUCCCAAGGCCGAGUCGUCGCUCCCAGACCUUUCCAAGUCGUCCAAACGUGUGAGCUCUAGCUCGCGCGGAUUCAGCCUGGGCAAUAUCUUGUCGUUUCUGGGCAAUAGGAACCCCAAGCCUCGACCCAUCACAGCAGAGGACACCGUCUGGCUGCUCGACAAUGUCGCCUUUCGGGAUGAGGCCAGCGGCCGUUGGACUGCAGAGUUCGUCGCCGUUGCCAUGGACCAGAAGCCCAGCGUCACGCCCUUUGACGCUGUGCAGGCGGUCGCGCGGACCAUUGGUCUCAACGAGACCGACGAGGGCAUUGAGAUCCUCGAGCAGCGCCUGAUGCCAUUCCUGCAGGACAUUUUGCCUGGGCGCGAGGUCGUCGCGCUGCAUAGGGGCCAGCAGCGUCUCAGGCUCGGUCCGGGUGGUAGGAACGGCAUCAGCAGCGACCUGCGUCAUCUUCCCGAUAGCACGCCCGGGACAGUGGUCAACACUGUGGCCCAGGUUCCCGAGGGUGCAGAUGGCAUACUGACCAUGAAGACCUUUUUCGCCGAGCCCGAGGGCUGGGCCGUCGUUUCUGACGUCGACGACACCAUCAAGAUUACCCAGACGUCUGAUCCGAUUGGCAUCCUCCGCAAGACCUUCCUCGACGAGCCGACGCCUGUGCAAGGAAUGCCGGAACUUUACGCCUGGAUCCAGGACAAGAUAACCCCCGCCGCCCCUUGGUUCUACCUCUCGGCCAGUCCCUACAACCUCUACCCGUUUUUGACCGCAUUCAGGGACAUGUACUUUCCGCAUGGGCAACUGAUUCUUCGGGAUCAGAGCUGGAUGAGCAUCAGCGGCCUACUCAGCAACCUGACGCUCGGGACGGAGGAGUACAAGGUUUCCAGGCUCCAGAAGGUGCAUGACUGGCUCCCAAAGCGCAAGAUGAUCCUGAUUGGGGACAGCACACAGAGUGAUCCUGAAGCCUAUGGCGAAAUAUACCGUGGAAACCCUGGGUGGGUCAAGCUUAUCCUCAUUCGUAAAGUCACCGAUAUUACUUCUAUCGGGAUUGAGAGCAAGAACGAACCCAAGAGGUUCGAGGAAGCGUUCGAAGACGUGCCCAAGGACGCAUGGCACGUGUUUGAAGAUCCCGCAGAGUGCCAAAAGCACAUUGAACGGGUUCUGGCGGCGUAAGAAGCCAUGGGAUGCAAUUGGUUUAUUUUUGAACUUGGUUGUAGUGUCGGUGGUCUCCGUAGAUUGGGACGCAUAUUCCAUCUGUCGUGUUUUCUCUUCUUAUACCCUACAUUCUGUCUUUGAUUUGCUCUAUGGAGAUAUAGUGUCCCUUUCCUUGUUACGUAGCUUGGUUUAGAUCAGUCCAGUUUCCUGUAAUUAACCAUUAAUUGAUGGUAACAACUUCUGCUCCUAUAAUUCAUUAGCAUACUGUCCCAG